This is a messenger RNA of Capronia coronata CBS 617.96, 1161 nucleotides long. RefSeq lists its product as uncharacterized. Gene Ontology annotation, cellular component: cytoplasm; actin filament. NCBI's taxonomy places the organism in Eukaryota, Fungi, Ascomycota, Eurotiomycetes, Chaetothyriales, Herpotrichiellaceae. The record is from RefSeq and is a predicted model, not a curated record. Bases 1 to 1161 code for a protein of 386 amino acids. Gene Ontology annotation, biological process: actin filament depolymerization; barbed-end actin filament capping. The transcript is spliced from 2 exons. Gene Ontology annotation, molecular function: actin monomer binding; actin filament binding.
AUGCAGUCCGGGAUUUCAGCGUCCUCGGACCUACACGAGGCGUUUUCCGACUUCGCAUCGAACCAUGACCUAUUCUCCCUCCCAGUGACCAUCACGACCGAAUCUCUCACGCCUCUACCGUCAAUCCGGUUCCCCUCGUCGUCCUCGACCUUCCACAGCACGCUGUCGAGUCUCGACAACCUCCUCGACCCAACCACCCCACUCUACCUUCUUCUGCGCAAGGAGCCGGCCAAACCGGACCUCGUGGCCGUGACAUACAUCCCGUCCCGGGCACCGGUGCGGCAGAAGACGCUCUUCGCAUCGACGCGGGCCACGCUCGUGCGCGAGCUCGGCAGCGAGAAAUUCGUCGAGACCGUCUUCGUGACGGAACGCGAAGAGAUCCUCGAUCCGGCGCAAUGGCAAGAACGCGCGGGAAGUACAGCCGACACAUCUGGACAGACUGGACAGACUGGAGCGGACAGUAGUGGUAGUGGCGGGGGCGUCGACCCGGGCCUCCUGAGUGUCGAAGAGCGGGAAUUACAGGCCGUCAAGCGCGCCGAGGAGGAAGAGCGCCAUGGCACCCGUGGCCGCGACCUCAUGAACCAAGGCGGCAGCGGCGGGGCGGGGGCGGGAGGGUCGCAUGUUCGCCGCGGGCUCACGCUGAAAAUCACCGCCGAGGCACGCCGCGCUUUGGCUCAAUUGCAAGAAGCUGGGGGUUCGUCUUCGCUGGUCCAGCUCGGCAUCGACAUCGCUACAGAGACGGUGACGCUGCUUUCGACCAAGGCUGGCGUCGCGCCCGAUGCUGUCCCGGGUCUCAUACCGGCGGGACAGCCUAGUUAUAGCUUCUACAGCGUGCCGCGGAGUCAUGAGGCUGGAAACCCUGGACCCGGAGCAAUCUUCAUCUACGUGUGUCCUGGCACCAGCAAGGUCAAGGAACGCAUGGUCUAUGCCAGCUCGAGACGGGGGGUGCUGCAGAUCGCCGACGAGGAGGGCGUCAAGGUCUUGAAGACUCUCGAGGCUGGCGAGCCGGAUGAUUUGGUUGGGAGGCUGGACGAUGAGGUGAAGGCCUUGGCUGGGCCCUCGGAAGAUGCUGAAGCUGACGGUAAGGAUGCGGCCCCGGCUUCGACGGCAGGACCGGCGAGGACAGGCUUUGCGCGACCUAAGAGGCCGGGAAAGCGGUAG